Messenger RNA from Mycotypha africana, 1775 nucleotides. Its product is annotated as cytochrome P450. The coding region runs from base 78 to 1646 and encodes 522 amino acids. Gene Ontology annotation, molecular function: heme binding; monooxygenase activity; iron ion binding. The record is from RefSeq and is a predicted model, not a curated record. The transcript has 7 exons. NCBI's taxonomy places the organism in Eukaryota, Fungi, Mucoromycota, Mucoromycetes, Mucorales, Mycotyphaceae.
UUUUCUUUUCUAGGUACUUCACGUUUCUAUUUACUUUCUUUGAAUUUCUUUUUCAUUUAGCUAAUAGAAUUGACAAAAUGUCAAAUAUAUUUGAUAACAACAGAACAGUACAACAAGUAGUAGUAGCAGGUGCUGCUGUUUCAGCCAUACUUACUCUUUUGGCUGCCAAAUACAAUGAUCGACCUAUUGGCUAUGAGCAUCCAAAGGGUAUUCCUUACAAAAGUGGUCUACCCUUACUGGGUAACUUACCGCUCUUGCUGAACAAUAAGGAGCGUAUCUACGAUUUCCAAUUGGACUUGCUAGAAGAACUUGACACGCUGACAAUGACCUUACCUGUAGCUGGUAAUCCUACAGCGGUAUUAACAAUUGAUCCUCAAAAUGUCAACUAUUUUCUGAAAGAAAACUUUAAAAACUAUUUGAAAGGUCCCAAAUUCAAACAGUCCUUAGGUGAAUUGCUCGGAAAUGGUAUUUUCAAUGCUAAUGGCGAGCAGUGGAGAUACCAGCGCAAAACUGCCUCUCAUAUUUUCAAUGUAAAAAAUUUUAGGGAUGACUUCACUGAUGUUUUUGUGAAAGAAAUGUUGGUCAUGUGCAGUCAAAUCAUGGAUAAAGCAGCCAAGCAAAGAACUGUUAUUGACUUUCAUGAUCUAAUGUUUAAAUUCACGUUAGACUCCUUUGUAUACCUCGGUUUUGGUGUUCAAUUAAACUCACUUCUUCAAGAAAACAAGGUUCCAUUCGCAGUUUCUUUCGAUCAUCUACAGCGCUUGGGUGCUCUACGUUUUAUUGAUCCAUUUCGACCACUCAUUGAAACCGCUACUCGCUUUAUUCCCUGGAAAAUGUCGACACAGGACCAUAUCCGUGUUAUCGACAAAUUUGCAGCUGACGUUAUCGCACAACGCAGGAAGGAGAUCGCGGAAGGGAAGACCGACCACAAAGAUCUUCUGUCACGCUUCAUGAACACAGAUAAUGAAAAUGGCGAAAAACUCAACGAUGUUGAACUACGUGACACAGUGUUAAACUUUAUCAUUGCUGGUCGUGACACCACAGCCCAAGCACUUUCAUGGUUAUUCUACAACAUUUCGUUGCAGCCCAGAAUUGAACAAAAGAUGUUGGAAGAAAUCGAAAAAAAUAACAUUACGGACGAAUUAGAAAAGGACUCACCAGCUUUAUAUGAGGUCAUCAGUAAUAUGCAUUACCUUCAUGCUGUGUUUUACGAAACCCUCCGAUUGCAUCCUUCUGUCCCUUCUAAUCAAAAAUAUGCUUUAGAAGACGAUGUGUGGCCUGAUGGAACCGUCAUUAAAGCCGGUUAUUAUAUUAAUUGGACUCCUUAUGCUCAAGGAAGAAGUACUAAGAUUUGGGGUCCCAACGCGAAAGAAUUUUAUCCUGAGCGAUGGAUAGACGAAGAAGGUCAUCUUCGUAGAGAAAACGCGGGCAAGUGGCCUGUUUUCCACGCUGGUCCACGCGUCUGCUUAGGACAAAACUUGGCAACGCUUGAAGCAUUGGUUUGCGUCGCUAUGUUAUUGAAACGGUAUAGUUUUGAUAUUGUAGCUGACCAAACAGUUACUUAUGAUCUAUCCUUGACUCUGCCGAUGAAGUAUGGCUUGAAGCUUUAUGUUCGAGAACGGUCUACAUCUUCUACUACAGUUUAGGCCACAUACCCUCACUUACCAGCAUUAGUGCAUAACGCUGUCUUUUCCAUGAAGGAACUACGUCGUUCAUCGUAAUUCAAAAAUUUUCACAAUUUUGCAUCGCUUAAUAAACAAUAUCAGCCAAUCCAU